CGGGAAACGAAAGUGUUUGCCCGCCACUCUCAAUUUACGAAAGCCUCCCCAAAACCCUACAUCGCAUUUGUUCUCAGUCCUCCGUUCUCUUCACCUCACUCCGUAAACAUUUUCUCUACCUUUUCUUUUCCGCCAAAUUUUCAAUUUUCAUUUUCAUUUUCCAUAGCCACAACCAAAAGAGGGUUUCAAUUUCAUUCCCGAAUCCAGGCUAAGCUUCUAUCCCUAUGAUGUCGUGGGAAGACGAGAUUGUGAUGCGCGAUGUCACGAAUGCGGGGCUUGUUGUCAGUGAUCGCAUUGGUCGGGAAGUUUCCUCUCAGCUCGACCUCGAAGAAGCUCUAGAAGCUUCCAGAUACACCAGCCACCCUUAUUCCACUCACCCCCGAGAGUGGCCCCCUUCCGUUGAGGUAGUGAAUACCUGGGAGUUGCCCCCUGUGCUCAUUGAAAGAUACAAUGCAGCUGGUGGGGAAGGAACUGCUUUUUGUGGAAUAUUUCCAGAAAUAAGGAGGGCGUGGGCGUCUGUGGACAAUUCAUUGUUUCUUUGGCGUUUUGACAAGUGGGAUGGCCAAUGUCCUGAAUUUAGUGGGGAGGAGCAAGCCAUUUGUGCGGUUGGUCUUGCAAAAUCAAAGCCUGGUGUUUUUGUUGAAGCUAUCCAGUAUGUUUUAGUUUUGGCAACACCUGUUGAGUUAAUUUUAGUUGGAGUUUGUUGCUCUGGAGGAGCAGAUGGUUCAGAUCCGUUUGCGGAAGUUACAUUGCAGCCUUUGCCAGAGCAUACAAUAUCAUCUGACGGGGUUACAAUGACUUGUGUAGCAUGUACUGACAAAGGUCGUAUUUUUCUUGCUGGUCGGGAUGGCCACAUAUAUGAGGUUCUUUACUCAACUGGCUCUGGAUGGCAAAAGCGCUGCCGAAAAAUCUGCAUGACUGCUGGUUUUGGAAGUGUCAUUUCAAGAUGGGUUAUACCAAAUGUAUUUAAUUUUGGAGCUGUUGAUGCUAUUGUUGAAAUGGUUUUUGACAAUGAGAGACAAAUAUUAUAUGCACGGACUGAAGAGAUGAAGAUUCAAGUUUAUGUUAUAGGACCAAAUGGUGAUGGGCCGUUAAAGAAAGUAGCUGAAGAAAAGAAUCUUGUCAAUCAGAGGGAUGCACAUUAUGGAGCUAGACAAUCAACUGGAUCAAGAGUCUCAAGUCGAUCUCCAAAGCCAUCUAUCAUAUGCAUCUCACCUUUAUCUACUCUUGAAUCAAAGUGGCUGCAUCUGGUUGCUCUUUUAUCAGAUGGUAGAAGGAUGUACCUAUCUACCUCUCCUUCUAGUGGAAGCUUGACUGGAUUUAACACCAAUCAUCACAAGCCUAGCUGUUUAAAGGUUGUCACUACAAGGCCUGCUCCUCCUUGGGGUGUUAGUGGAGGUUUAACCUUUGGGGCAAUGGCUCUUGCUGGUAGACCCCAGAAUGAGGAUCUCUCCCUAAAAAUUGAGGCAUCUUAUUAUUCUGCUGGAACUCUUAUCCUCUCUGAUGCGUCAUCUUCAACCAUGCCAUCACUUCUUGUUUUGAGCAGGGAUUCAAGCACACAGUCAUUACCAUCAGGUAAUUUAGGAACAAGUACCAGGAGUUCCCGGGCAUUACGAGAGUCUGUAUCUUCUUUACCAGUUGAAGGACGAAUGCUUUCAGUGGCAGAUGUUUUACCUUCACCGGAUACUGCAGCUACUGUGCAGUCUCUGUAUUCAGAAAUUGAGUUUGGUGGUUAUGAGGGCUCUAUUGAAUCAUGUGAAAAGUUGUCUGGCAAACUCUGGGCUAGGGGAGAUCUCUCAACCCAACACAUACUGCCAAGAAGAAGGAUUGUUGUCUUUAGCACCAUGGGCAUGAUGGAAAUUGUUUUUAACAGGCCACUGGACAUUCUAAGGCGGCUAUUGGAAUCGAACACUCCAAGGUCAGUUUUAGAAGAUUUCUUCAAUCGAUUUGGUGCAGGUGAGGCUGCUGCAAUGUGUUUAAUGCUUGCUGCAAGAGUAGUGCAUUCUGAAAACCUUAUAAGCAAUGUUAUUGCUGAGAAGGCAGCUGAAGCUUUUGAGGAUCCAAGGGUUGUUGGCAUGCCACAACUUGAAGGUAGUAAUGCAUUAUCAAACACAAGAAGUGCUGCUGGGGGAUUCAGCAUGGGCCAAGUUGUUCAGGAAGCUGAGCCUGUUUUUUCAGCCGCACAUGAGGGGCUCUGUUUGUGUUCAUCUAGAUUACUUUUUCCCCUAUGGGAGCUUCCUGUAAUGGUUGUAAAAGGCAAUUUAGGUCCUUCAGGCACCCUAUCUGAAAAUGGCGUAGUUGUGUGCAGACUCUCUGUUGGGGCUAUGCAAGUCCUUGAACAGAAACUCCGUUCUUUGGAGAAAUUCUUAAGAUCAAGAAGGAACCAGAGAAGGGGACUUUAUGGCUGUGUAGCAGGAUUGGGAGAUCUGAGUGGUUCCAUUCUGUAUGGUAAUGGUUCGACAUUGGCUGCUGAUGAUCGCAAUAUGGUCAGAAAUUUAUUUGGUGCAUAUUCCAGAAAUAUGGAGUCCAAUGGUAGCAGAACAAAUAAUAAAAGGCAAAGGUUGCCUUAUAGUCCUGCUGAAUUAGCUGCCAUGGAGGUGAGAGCAAUGGAGUGCAUUAGGCAGUUGCUCCUUAGAUCUGGCGAAGCCCUAUUUUUGCUUCAACUUCUGUCACAGCAUCAUGUGACUCGAUUAAUUCAGGGAUUUGACUCUGGCCUUCAACAAACAUUAGUUCAAUUGACAUUUCAUCAACUAGUCUGUUCUGAGGAGGGUGACCAUAUUGCUACUAGACUUAUAUCUGCUCUUAUGGAGUAUUAUACUGGUCCUGAUGGCAGGGGGACUGUAGAUGACAUUAGUAGGAGAUUGCGAGAUGGCUGCCCAAGUUACUAUAAGGAGUCUGAUUACAAAUUCUUCUUAGCUGUGGAAGCACUGGAGAGAGCUGCUACGACCAUAGAUGCCGAAGACAAGGAGAAUCUUGCGAGGGAAGCAUUUAAUUCCUUGAGUAAAGUUCCAGAAUCUGUUGACCUACGAACUGUUUGCAAGCGUUUUGAGGAUUUAAGAUUUUAUGAAGCUGUAGUGCGCUUACCUCUUCAAAAGGCACAGGCUCUUGACCCUGCAGGUGAUGCUUAUAAUGAUGAAAUUGAUGCAACUGUCAGAGAACAAGCACUUGCUCACCGUGAGCAGUGUUAUGAGAUAAUUAUCAGUGCCUUGCGAUCUCUGAAAGGUGACACCUUGCAGAAGGAAUUUGGCUCUCCCAUGAAUUCAACUGUUUCACAAUCUGCCCUUGAUCCAUCCUCAAGGAAGAAAUAUAUAUGUCAAAUUGUUCAACUGGGUGUCCAAUCUCCAGACAGAAUUUUCCAUGAGUAUCUUUACCAGGCUAUGAUUGAUCUAGGUCUUGAAAAUGAAUUGCUAGAGUAUGGGGGUCCUGACCUGUUGCCAUUUUUGCAACAUGCUGGUCGUAAACCUAUACAAGAGGUUCGUGCUGUCACUGCAACAACUUCUCCAAUGGGGCAAUCAGGAGCACCAAUGUCAACUAAUCAAGUCAAGUACUAUGAACUUUUGGCACGAUAUUAUGUCUUGAAACGCCAACAUAUGCUUGCAGCUCAUGCACUGCUUAGACUAGCUGAAAGGCGUUCAAUUGAUGGAGUUCCUACUCUUGAACAGAGGUGUCAAUACCUAAGUAAUGCAGUUCUACAGGCAAAAAAUGCAACUAGUAGUGAUGGGUUACUAGGUUCUGGUCGAAGUUCCAUUGACAGUGGGUUUCUAGAUUUGCUUGAAGGGAAGCUUGCAGUUCUCCGGUUCCAGAUAAAAAUCAAAGAAGAACUGGAGUCUAUGGCUUCUAGGUCUGAUGUUUUACCUAGCACGUCAGAUUCUGCUGAAAAUGGUGUAAUCCCUGAGGGUAGUUCUACUGCUGAUGCCAAUUUUGUAAAUGCAACAAGAGAGAAAGCAGAAGAGCUAGCUUCAGACGUUAAGAGUAUUACCCAGUUGUAUAAUGAAUAUGCCGUUCCCUUUGGGCUCUGGGAGAUAUGCCUGGAGAUGCUCUACUUUGCCAAUUAUUCUGGUGAUACUGACAGCAGCAUUGUCAGAGAGACGUGGGCUAGACUUAUUGAUCAAGCUAUAUCAAGAGGGGGCAUUGCUGAAGCUUGCUCGGUACUAAAGAGGGUUGGGCCCCGCCUUUAUCCUGGUGAUGGAGCUGUUUUACCACUUGACAUUAUUUGUCUUCACCUAGAGAAGGCUGGACUGGAGAGGUUGAAUUCAGGGGUCGAAGCCGUUGGAGAUGAAGAUGUUGCAAGAGCCCUUGUUUCUGCUUGUAAGGGUGCAGCUGAACCCGUAUUGAACGCAUAUGACCAAUUGUUGUCGAAUGGAGCUAUUUUGCCAUCCCCUAGUGUUAGAUUACGUAUGUUGAGAUCGGUUCUAGUGGUGCUUCGAGAGUGGGCAAUGUCUGCAUAUUCACAAAGGAUGGGUAGCAGUGCUGCUGGGCAUUCCUCCCUGAUACUAGGUGGAGGAUUCUCAUCGGAACGUGCCAUCGCUAGCCAAGGAAUUCGGGACAAGAUCACGAGUGCAGCAAACAGGUAUAUGACUGAAGUGCGGAGGUUAGCCCUUCCACAGAACCAAACAGAACACGUUUACCGAGGUUUCAAAGAACUUGAAGAAUCGUUUAUAAGCCAACAUUCAUUUGAUAGAUUUUGAUGUUUGUUGCAAUAUAUAGUGUUGUAUCAUUGUUCUUGUCAUAAUUAUUUUCAAAUAAGAAGAUUUUAAUUUUUCAUAUUGGAUGUGAUCAUGUGAUUCUUUUUAA
Molecule: messenger RNA, 4794 nt
Organism: Vigna angularis (adzuki bean)
Lineage: Eukaryota; Viridiplantae; Streptophyta; Magnoliopsida; Fabales; Fabaceae
Product: nuclear pore complex protein NUP155
Exons: 13
Coding region: 225-4688 (1487 amino acids)
Biological process (GO): protein localization to nuclear inner membrane; transcription-dependent tethering of RNA polymerase II gene DNA at nuclear periphery; RNA export from nucleus
Cellular component (GO): nuclear pore; nuclear pore inner ring
Molecular function (GO): structural constituent of nuclear pore
Source: RefSeq, a predicted model, not a curated record